Messenger RNA from Vespula pensylvanica (western yellowjacket), 1254 nucleotides. RefSeq names its product DNA-3-methyladenine glycosylase-like. Gene Ontology annotation, biological process: base-excision repair. The transcript has 5 exons. NCBI's taxonomy places the organism in Eukaryota, Metazoa, Arthropoda, Insecta, Hymenoptera, Vespidae. The record is from RefSeq and is a predicted model, not a curated record. The coding region runs from base 187 to 1215 and encodes 342 amino acids. Gene Ontology annotation, molecular function: DNA binding; alkylbase DNA N-glycosylase activity.
ACGUUUGACGUUUAUCUCUCUUUUAUCCAACUUCAAAUAUAUUUUUGUAUCGAAUAUAGAAAAUCUGAUCUUAAAUUCGUGUAAACGAUUAGUUGACAUUCUUAACUGAAUUAUUUUCUAAUAGAGUAUACGAAACGAAGAAUUAUCGAUAAUAGAACAUUUUGUUCUAUAUAUAACGAUUCUUCGAUGAAACGAACGAAAAGGAUUAAUUCUGUUGAUAAUAAAAUUAAUCAUAAUGAAAAUGAUGUUUGUGAAACAGCUAUGGUUACAAAAACAGAACAGAAUCUGGUCGAAGUACUUCAGCAAAAGGAUAAGGAGAUUAAAAAAUCUAGAAUAAAUUUGAAAGUAUUACGAAAUGGAAAUGAUAAAUCUUUAGACACUAUUAAAUUAGAGGAUUUUGAGGGAAAAAAAGAAAUCAUAGAAAUACCUCAUACGGAUAAAAAUGUUACGAGGAAAAAAAUAAGAGCGGUAGUGGAUCUGAAAAUGAUGAAAGAAGAAUUAAAACAAUUAGAGGAUCCACCUGUUACACCUUGGGAAAAAGAAAUAUGUUCGUCUAGGCUUCCAUUCGAAUUUUAUAAUACACCUUGUGAACAACUUGCUCAACAUCUUUUAGGGAAAGUACUUGUACGUCGCUUAGAAAAUGGAACGAUAUUAAAAGGUAGAAUUGUAGAAACUGAAGGUUAUUUAGGUGCCGUCGAUAAAGCUUCUCAUUCUUAUCAAAAUAAAGUGACACCUCGCAACAUACCAAUGUAUAUGUCACCCGGCACAAUUUAUAUAUAUAUGACUUAUGGCAUGUACCAUUGCUUCAACAUAUCGAGUCAAGGUGAUGGCAGUGCAGUGCUGAUAAGAGCUCUUGAUCCUUUAGAAGGCAUUGAGUACAUGACUAAUCAGCGAAUCUUAAAAAAAAAAUCAAAUAUAUCCAAAGGAAUUAUUAAAGACUUCAAAGUACACGAAUUGUGUAAUGGGCCUUCAAAACUUUGUAUGUCUUUCCAGUUGCAUAAAAGUCAUAAUAAAUAUUCGCUGUGUACAUGGAAAGGUCUUUGGAUAGAAGAUGAUUCAUUUCAAGAAGAAAUCAAAAUUGUUAAGUGUGCAAGAAUUGGUAUUGAUAGUUGUGGUCCUGAAUGGUCCAGCAAACCCUUACGUUAUUAUAUUUAUGGAAAUAAAUCUGUUAGUAAACGUGAUAAAAAAGCAGAAGUAUAUAUAACAAAUACUUAGAAAACUAAUUAAUAAUAUAUGAAAAAUACGAAAUUAAUA